UCUUACAUGCAAACAGACCCCUGGACAUGGAGUGACCACCACUACAUACAGGAUUUCAUAAACCACAGACUUGCAGUCGGGUUCACGCUGUGCUUGUGGGAGUGGUGGGAGAACGCGUCAGAGGGAGGUUUCAGCGUGUUGGGGCAAGAUACACCGCCUCUCUUUUGCCUUUACUUCAACAUGAGUGUUUAAGGAAACCGUGGAGUGCCUCUGAUUGCUGACAUUUUGACUUAUUCUCACUUUUAUCUUCAUAAUGGAUCAUGUGCCAAGAGUCUAAACGAGAAUGCAGGACAGCUGGGAUUCACAGACAAACUCAGCGAGCGAGCUCAAUGAUAAAUACACAUCUCAAGAUGAACGAAAAGCAGUGCAGAAGAGAACCUUCACCAGGUGGAUGAAUGUGUUUCUGCAGAGACGGGACCCUCCUAUUGAAGUGCACGACCUGUUCACAGACAUUCAGGAUGGCAAAAUACUCAUGGGCCUGCUGGAGGAGCUGUCUGGGUGCAGACUACUUUAUAGGUUUAGGUCUUCCUCUCAUCGCAUCUUCAGACUGAACAACAUUUCCAAGGCCUUGGUCUUUCUGGAUGACAGACAUGUAAAGCUGCUUGGCAUUGAUGCUUCUGGAAUUGCUGAUGGUAAACCAUCUGUUGUUCUUCACCUUGUUUGGAGCAUCAUCUUGCACUUUCAGGUAAAGGAGGUGAUGGGAGGCCUCCAGAAGCAUUUGUCUUCCAGCCUUUCCGCCUUGUCAAUGAGCAGUUAUCCAUCCUCUAAUGACCUCUCACCCCAGCCAAGUGACCCUGGCACAUACUCUUGCAGCACUCUGCCAAGUAAAGGCAGGAAGGCUGGCAGGGAAGCAAAGUAUCAUGGGAAAGCAAUCAAGGUGCUCCUGCAAUGGGUCCAAAGAUGCACAUCAAAGUACGGGGUGGACGUGAAGGACUUUGGGAAGAGCUGGAGGAGCGGCUUGGCAUUUCUUGCUUUGGUUAAGUCCAUAAACCCAGUCAUGGUUGACCUGAGGGAAAGCUUUCAUCGAGAUCCAGUGGAAAACAUCCGGCAGGCUUUCAUGAUAGCCCAUCACAGCUUGGAUGUACCGCCACUGCUGGAGCCUGAAGAUGUGACGUGCACUUCACCAGACGAGCAGUCCAUCAUCACCUACGUCUCCAUGUUCCCAAAGUGUCACUCAGGCAUAGAUGAGGCUCCCACACCAGAUAUUGACGUUCCCGAGAUUCCCAGUUUUGGAUCACUUGAGUCAGUCAGCUUUGAAGAGACUGACGCUGAUGUUCCAGAAGUCCAGGUGUUGCUGAAAGGCUUGGAGAAGAGCAGCGAGCAGCUUCUGUGGAAGCGUUGGUCUUGGAGAUCUUCAGGAAGUCCCCGCUCUCCGUCCUUUCACACAAAUGGAACAGCUACCUCCGACCAGCCUGCUGGGACUGCUUCAGACUCACAUUACAAAAAAAGGAAAGGCAGUGCACGAAGCACUUUACAGCCACCCAGUCCUCUGGAUGCUGGCAUAGUCAGCCAGGAGGUCCAGCUGUGGUUGGACAGUGGACUGGAUCAAGGCUACGACAAGCGACGAGCACAAAGCUGCUAUUCUUUAAGCUCCGAGGAAGGAAUCUACAGCUUACCAUCGCUGGAUUCAGAUGAGGAGGAUGCAUAUAGCUACAUCCUAGAGCUGAAUAAAGAUGUGUUUCAACCAUAUAAUCAGCUGAAAAGACAAGUACCAAAGGUCAAAGAGGAAACAGCAGAGGAAAUGAAAGAAGAAUCCAAAUAUCAGGAAGGCUCCUUUUUACAAAAGGCUGAUUUUGAGCUUGAAUCAGCCCAGUCAGCGGUGCACAGGAAGUUUGAUUUUGACAAAAAUGAAAGAAAUCUCAGCAAAAUGACACACGGUGGAGCAGCGCUUGACUUUAAGCCAGAGGGUGAAAGUAGAAGCACAGAGGAGCAUGAAGAGCAGCGGGCUAAUAGAGGACAGAGCAAUGAUGAUGGUGAUUAUUGUGAGGAAGAAAGGGGGAAAAAGAUGGAAAAUGCAAAAAUGUUCAAGAAUGGGGUCGACAAAACAGAGGACAAUGCAGCAGAAGCAACUGUUGAAGUGGCCCGUUGGCAGGAAGACACCGAGGACGGAAGAGAUGCAGAGCUUUCCAAAAAACGUGGACAGGUGGGAGGGCAGGAUGUAGGGAAUGCAAGCCAAGAUGCUGCUGUGAUGAAAGAAGAUGGGAAGAGCCAGAAAAGCACAAAUUCAGAAAGUUUUAAGGGUGAAGUAAAUGGAAAAAUAAUAACUGAUGAGGCUGCCUGUGAAGUCAGAAGUGACACAGAAGAAGAAAGUGGCAGGAAGUGUAAAGAAGAAAAAGUGAGAGACACUGAUGAAGUUAAAUCAGCAGCUGGAGAGGAGAUGACGACAACAACGACAGAGCACGAUGGGGAGGAGAGUCCCAGAACACGCCCACUCGGAGGUGUCUGGCCUCCUGCCUGCAGGUCAACCCCUCGGUCACCCAGCAGUGACGAAGGAUCCCUUCUUCAGCCUUCAGCAGCCUCUUGUGGAGUGACCCUGUCAGAGCUGGAAAUGCUCUUGGUCUGGUGGGUCCUGCUGUACUGCUGCCUCAUCCUCAGUCAGAUGAACCUCUGAGUCACUGCAGCACAAGCUUCUUAUUCCGACAUGCUCAUGAGCCCAGUUGCCACUAAUGAGGCAAACAGGGACACAUAAGGCUGGACCGACUCUUCAUCUGUGACACAGUUUCCUAAAGACGCCAUUUAAGCAGAUCCACAGAAUAAUCUGAUAAGACUCAGGGCCGUAGUUUCAGAUAAAGCUAAAUCCUGUAAUCCCCGUUGUUACACAGGCUUUCAGCUGCUCGGUCUUGCACCGCACUUAUUAUCAGAAAUGGUUUGGGGGCUUUUUUUUUUUUUUUUUGCUGAACACAUGUCCAAAAAUUGAUUUUCCUAGUAAAAAGACUCCUUUUUGAAAUUCACUUGACAAAAUCAACCACACGGUGGCACUGCAGCAUCGCAGCGACCUUCUUAUUUGUCUAUACAGCAUUCUGUUGCCUGCUGAAGAUCCCGUGUGACCUGCUGUUUAAUUAGAAGCUGUAUUGACAAGUGAAGAUUAAGCUGAUAAUACUUAAUGAGCACUUUGGCAUUUCACAGACUCUCACUGUGUCACUUAUGGCUUACACUGUGGACCGCUUUAUUGUCUUCAUCUCGGAUGCUGCCCGAGUUCAAGCUUAUUUUUACCACAGGCUUUCUCCAGGAUAAUUUUUGUGACCAUCUGAUACAAACAAUAAACCAGCUGCUUGA
Molecule: messenger RNA, 3276 nt
Organism: Maylandia zebra (zebra mbuna)
Lineage: Eukaryota; Metazoa; Chordata; Actinopteri; Cichliformes; Cichlidae
Gene: clmnb
Product: calmin b
Biological process (GO): nuclear migration
Cellular component (GO): nuclear outer membrane; cytoplasm; meiotic nuclear membrane microtubule tethering complex
Molecular function (GO): actin filament binding
Source: RefSeq, a predicted model, not a curated record